Molecule: messenger RNA, 1048 nt
Organism: Amoebophrya sp. A120
Lineage: Eukaryota; Dinophyceae; Syndiniales; Amoebophryaceae
Source: the annotation of a GenBank genome assembly
CCUUCCGCUGCGGCAAGAGGCGCCAGUGCAGCAGCUGGUGGACAGCACCAACUCUUCCAAGGUUCGGCCACCGCCACUGCCAUGGAGAACCUGCAAAACAAGAUGGCCAUCGGGUUCAAUAUCAAUCACACGACAACGACUCGAUCGGUGGAGCAGCUGUCGCAUUUUGUUUACCACUCCCGGGUCGAUUGCUUGUGCAAGUUGCUCCCGAAAAUUUUCGAGGCGGCCGGCGUGGAGCGGCACUACCACACGAGGGAAGUCAUCAAAGAUUUCUUCGAGGCAAAUUACUUCCAGAACCCGAGCUCCGUGUUUUCAUCUACCGUGGGCGGCUUGAUGUUUGGCACAAAGCACGGGUCGUCGACGUCGGGCAGUAAACCAAGCUAUGCGAUUGUACUGCAAAUAUCUUCUCUGGUUCAGAAUUUGCGUUGCAAAAUUUUAAAGACAUCUACCUACAUCUGUGCAGCAUGGCUACGAGCAGUCGACAACUCUUUUGUCGUGCUGGGGAUCUAGUUUGUCACGCGGUUUUCGAAUGAAUCCGCUAGCACGGAACUGAAAACCUUCUGAUGCUGUUACUUAUGCCGCAGAUGGUGAUAGUACUCUGCUAUGGGAGUAUGAUCAGCAGCAGGAAUACAACAGGUGUACAGACUCAGACAUGUUUGCUAUGCAUACUUCCAGCAGUAGUGGUGCGGAUUCCGGUGCAGUGGGUGCCGGCGAAAUUCCGAAUGGGAAUCACCAUCACGACGGUAGUUCUCAUUUCAACGGCCUGGUAGCGGGUGGCAGUUCAGCAUCUGGAACAAACAGUAAGUCCCAGCACGCAGCGGGCGGAUCAGGCCAGCAGCACCCUCGGCAAAAGAUGCGUAAGUCGGUGACCCAUGGGAAUUUGGACACGAUUGGAGCAACAGGCGGGCACCACGGGAAUAAGCAUAAGCUCAACAAGCUGAAUCAGCAUCAAACCGCCGGCGCUAGUAAUUCAUCUACGAGCAAUUAUGCGCCACUGAUACAGCGGCGCGGCUCGUUUGAUUCUCUGGUCCCCACAGCUAGUACACAC